Messenger RNA from Pocillopora damicornis (cauliflower coral), 914 nucleotides. Its product is annotated as trifunctional purine biosynthetic protein adenosine-3. Gene Ontology annotation, molecular function: phosphoribosylformylglycinamidine cyclo-ligase activity; phosphoribosylamine-glycine ligase activity; phosphoribosylglycinamide formyltransferase activity. Gene Ontology annotation, cellular component: cytosol. Lineage: Eukaryota; Metazoa; Cnidaria; Anthozoa; Scleractinia; Pocilloporidae. Gene Ontology annotation, biological process: 'de novo' IMP biosynthetic process; adenine biosynthetic process. The record is from RefSeq and is a predicted model, not a curated record.
CACUUCAGUUCAUUUCAGUUCAAUUUAUCAUUAUUUUUAUUGCAAUUUAAAUCUUGUCGUUCCUAUUGACUAUUGUAAUCUCGUCAGGAGGAGGUUUAAUCGAAAACAUUCCUCGUGUCCUGCCCCAUGGUUUGGGGGUGUCACUUGAUGCUAGCUCUUGGAGCAUGCCGUCAGUGUUCGGGUGGUUAUUUGGACAAGGGAAUGUAGCAACACACGAAAUGGUGCGGACUUUCAACUGCGGUAUCGGAGCAGCCCUUAUUGUUGGUCAAGACAUUGCUACUUCGGUUAUGGAACAUCUUUCAGCGUUGAACGAAAAAGCUUGGAUUAUAGGAAAGGUCACUGAAAAUAGGGAAAACGUUGACAGAGUUAUUGUUAACAAUCUUGAAAGUGUGCUGUGCGAGUCUGCUAAAAGUGCAGACAUUAAACACCAGGAUGACAAUGAAACUGUUAAACGACCAAAACUAAGCAGCGUAGAAAUGGAGCGUGGAAAGAAAAUGAAAGUAGGGGUACUAAUCUCUGGCUCAGGAACAAACUUGCAAGCUCUGAUCGAUCACAGCUUACGGGAGGGCAGUAGUGCAGAGAUUGCUGUGGUCAUAUCAAACGUGCCUGGAGUUCAGGGUCUAACGCGGGCUCAAACAGCUGGUAUACCAACUAAAGUAAUCAAGCACAAAGAUUUCAAAAGCCGUUUAGAUUUUGACAUGGCAGUGCAUGCAGCAUUGGAAGAAGCUGGAGUAGAACUGGUUUGUUUAGCAGGAUUUAUGAGAAUUGUAACCGGCGAGUUUGUUCGAAAGUGGCGUGGUCGGCUGCUGAAUAUUCAUCCCUCUCUACUUCCUUCAUUCAAAGGCAUGCAUGCGCACAAACUUGUCUUGGAGGCAGGUGUGCGCAUAUCAGGGUGUACGGUUCACUUUGUGGAG